GCCGACCCACGGGAGCUGGCGAAGAUCGCUGGAGGAGCCGUGGCGUCGCCAGAGGUUCUUCCUUCGCAGGCUUUGGAGGCAGAGCCGCGAUCAGCCCAAAGUGAUGAGGCUGACCAGGACACCGGGCCACAGGAGCUGAGGACUGCCGCAGAAGCUUCGAGCGACGCCAGGCCCAGGCCGCCGCCUGCACGGCCCGAAGCGGAAGAGCCGAGAAGAGUUUUGCCCCGGCCGGCAGCGGAGGAGUGUCGACGCUGUGGCACCAGCUUUCUCGGCGAAGCUGCCUUCUGCAGCAAUUGUGGACUGCGUCGCCCGGCACCGUCGCCACCAGACGUGCCGCCUCAAACCCAUCUAUGGACGCCUGGAGCAGACUUAUGCACCAGUCCGAGCAAAGAGCGCUUCUCCACACCUGCUGUGCAGCCAUCGACGCCUUCAUCCCGGAGGUCUGAUGCGUCUCGCGAGGACGGCAUUUCUUUGAGACAGAUUGUGGGCCAGCAGCAGCAGCAGCUGGGUCUACUUCAGUCGCAGCUGCAGAGCGUUCAGCAGCUUCUUACGCACUUGGUGGCGAAGGGAUCUUCGCCUCGGCUUCCUGACGAGCCUGUCAUCAAGGCUGAUGCUGCUGUUCAUGCGGCCAUGGACGAGGUGAAGGCGAAGGUCAGCGUUGCCCAUGCGCAAACCAGCCCGCGUGCCAUGAUCAGCACCGGGCUGCAAGCUUCAGCAAACAUGCAAGACGUUGCUGUGAACACUGUGCCUCCAAAGCCAGAGACCAGACCGAAAACAGAGCCGACGCCAUCGGUGCCCAUGCCGCUGCCAGCGAUGCGGGAUUCUGCAGAUACAGCUGGAGGUGCCAGCCCACGCUGUCUUCCGGAAGCUCUGGCACCGACAAUCCGGGGCCAGCUGGAACCGUCCUGGAACCCACAGAUGGUUGGCGUGCCGCGCAUCCUGUGUCCCUCCGAUCUUUCUUUGUUCGGCUCAGACGACGAUUGCGCGGACGGCGAGCUGUCCGAUGGUAGCAUCGAUCUGAUGUCCGGCGACUUCACACUGGAGCCUGUUCGCUGA
This is a messenger RNA of Symbiodinium necroappetens, 1056 nucleotides long. Lineage: Eukaryota; Dinophyceae; Suessiales; Symbiodiniaceae. The record is from the annotation of a GenBank genome assembly.